This is a messenger RNA of Salvia hispanica, 1188 nucleotides long. RefSeq names its product polygalacturonase-like. The record is from RefSeq and is a predicted model, not a curated record. NCBI's taxonomy places the organism in Eukaryota, Viridiplantae, Streptophyta, Magnoliopsida, Lamiales, Lamiaceae. Gene Ontology annotation, biological process: carbohydrate metabolic process. Gene Ontology annotation, molecular function: polygalacturonase activity.
AUGGCCAUUUCAAGAAUGCUCCAAAUUAUCAUUGUCAUAUUUUUACACUACUUUUCAGCAUCAAUUCUAGCAGCAAACCCUACUUACAAUGUCUUUUCCUACGGUGCAAAAGCCGACGGAAAAUCCGACUGCACCAAGGCUUUUCAAGUUGCUUGGGACGCAGCUUGCGCCUCCGUGUCCCCGGCCACCAUAUAUGUGCCACAAGGAAGGUACAUUUUGGGAAAUGCGUAUUUCGACGGCAGCAAGUGCAAAAAUAAUGCCACAACCAUACAGAUUGAUGGGACUCUUUCAGCCCCAACGAAUUACAAUGUCAUUGGUAAUAGUGUCCAUUGGUUGAAAUUCAAAAGAGUCACCGGAGUUUCUAUCCGUGGCGGAACCCUAGAUGGUCAAGGCACCAAUUUGUGGGCCUGCAAAGCUUCCGGCAAGAAUUGUCCAAAAGGAGCAACGUCACUAGCAUUCCUCAACUCGGACAAAAUAAGCAUCAACGGAUUAACUUCCAUAAAUAGCCAAAUGUUCCACAUCGUCGUCCACGGCUGCCGCGACGCAGAACUCCAAAAUAUAAAAAUCUCCGCACCCGAUGAAAGCCCCAACACCGACGGAAUUCACAUCGGGCGGUCGUCGGGAGUUUCCAUCACCAACUCCCACAUCGCCACUGGCGACGACUGCAUCGCCGUGAGUCCCGGAACCUCCAACUUGUUCGUCCAAAACGUCGCAUGCGGCCCGGGCCACGGCAUAAGCAUUGGAAGUCUAGGGUGGGUAAUGGAUGAAGCAGGAGUGGAAAAUGUGACAGUGAAAUCGUGUGUUUUUAGUGGAACAGAAAAUGGUGUGAGAAUAAAGACAUGGGCAAGGCCAAGCAAUGGAUUUGUUAGAAAUGUUCAUUACGAGAAUCUCACUAUGGUUAAUGCCGAAAACCCUAUUAUCAUUGACCAGAAUUAUUGCCCCAGCAAUCAAAAUUGUCCCAAUCAGUCGUCCGGUGUAAAGAUUAGCGGCGUGACAUAUAAAGAUAUACAUGGAACAUCGGCGACGGAAACCGGAGUGAACUUGAAGUGCAGUAAAUCGGAGCCAUGCACCGGAAUUGCACUAGAUAAAAUAAAGCUAAACUACAAGAAUAAAACAGUUGAUGUUGUAUGUGGAAACACCGUUCAGAAUAUGGAUGGAGUAAUCAAGCCAUUGAGAUGCCUUUCAUGA